GUCGUCUUCCAAUCUAGUGUUCGGAGGUAUAGUAUCAAGAGUACUAUUCUCUCUUGUAUUAACCUUUAUUGAAACAUCCAGACUGACAAUGGUUCCGGCGGUGAUCGAAGACGAUACAACUGCGAGAACGCAACAGCAAUUUGUGUCAAACUUGGGGCUGCAUGAUCGGCUCGAUGAUCUCUGGACAGCAUUUCUGCACCAGCUAGACAAAUACCAAUCAGCGCAAGUGGCAAUUCAAAAGCAGCUGUCAUCCGGAUUCUUUGCAUUAGCUCAAGCAAAUUUUGGCAAGGUCUCAGGGCGACCAUACGGCCGCGAUUAUUAUGACCAGCGAGCUGUCGCCAGCAUUCGUGUCCGUGUCAAGCAAAAGCUGACUUCAGGGGAUGGUCAUCACGAAUCAGAAGGGCCCGAGGAUUUAGAGAUCUACGAUCAUGCAGAAGGGGGCAUCGACAGCGCUCUAGCUCAUGACGUGAAGAAGUUUUCGGUUGAUGACAGCCUCGACUCUUCUAAGGUAGCUACGAAUAUGGCCACGAGCGGAAUUGCAGGGAGCGAAGCCGGGCCCAAUUUGCCAGGAAAAUCUUCACAUCGUUCUCAAGAGGAAGAAAUUCCAAGGGCCCAGGAUUGCAAUGGUCAAUCAAAAGAAACUGGGCAUGAUUCGCCCAUCGGUUCGCUGCAUGACAAUGAAGAAGUCGUCGAGCGGGAUCCUACCGAUCCUCUCCGCUCGUUUGCUGGAGGAAUCUUGAUACCGCCUUUGCUACGUAAGACACAAGGCUCCUUCGCGACGCUGUUCCGAGCAGAGAACAAGCCAGAAGUCGAUGAGACCGAGUGUUUUAUCUUACAAGCGGUCAUGGCUGCAAAAUCGAUGCGACAGAUAGAGACAGAGAUCAGGAGAAUGAGGAAGACCAUACGUAAGGCGGAGAAGGAUGCCGGGAUGAAUUGA
Messenger RNA from Dissoconium aciculare CBS 342.82, 937 nucleotides. RefSeq lists its product as uncharacterized. Gene Ontology annotation, biological process: vacuolar proton-transporting V-type ATPase complex assembly. NCBI's taxonomy places the organism in Eukaryota, Fungi, Ascomycota, Dothideomycetes, Mycosphaerellales, Dissoconiaceae. Bases 89 to 937 code for a protein of 282 amino acids. Gene Ontology annotation, cellular component: extrinsic component of endoplasmic reticulum membrane; Vma12-Vma22 assembly complex. The record is from RefSeq and is a predicted model, not a curated record. The transcript has a single exon.